Messenger RNA from Oryctolagus cuniculus (rabbit), 2914 nucleotides. RefSeq names its product solute carrier family 26 member 1 (gene SLC26A1). Gene Ontology annotation, molecular function: secondary active sulfate transmembrane transporter activity. Gene Ontology annotation, biological process: sulfate transmembrane transport. Lineage: Eukaryota; Metazoa; Chordata; Mammalia; Lagomorpha; Leporidae. The record is from RefSeq and is a predicted model, not a curated record. Gene Ontology annotation, cellular component: membrane.
GCUGACCGCGUCCACCCUGGCGAGGCCCCUGCUCCCGGGACGGGGCGGGGGAGCUGACCGCGUCCGCACGGCUGUACCUCCCUCUGUGUGUCUGAUUACUGUACAGCUUGCUGGAUUAGCCAUGCAGGUAGCGCUCACUCGUCCAGGCAAACUCAUGACUCAGCUGUCUUGUAAAUAAUUUAACUGCAGGCCCUCUCCCCCAGGGUCACCACCAGACCUGUGGCCGCUCCUGCUCUCCUGCCCACCACAGAAGCCAGCCGGGCGGCACACCCAGCCCCCGCCCGGUACCCCGUGGCCUGCCGAGCUCGCAAGGGGCUCCCCAGGUUGGCGUGUGGGCCUGGCGCUGCGUGAUGGAGGCGUGCCCUGAGCCCGGGAAGCAGGGUGCAGGCUCGGGGCUGGUGCGCCGACAGCCCCCUGCGCCCCGGGGCCUGCUGGAGACGCUGAAGGGCAGGCUGGGGCGGAGCUGUGCGUGCAGCGUGCCGCGUGCCCGGGCGCUGCUACAGGACCUGGUCCCUGCCACGCGCUGGCUGCGCCACUACCGCCCGCGGGAGGACCUGGCCGGCGAUGUCAUGUCGGGGCUGGUCAUCGGCGUCAUCCUGGUCCCGCAGGCCAUCGCCUACGCGCUGCUGGCCGGGCUGCAGCCCAUCUACAGCCUCUACACCUCCUUCUACGCGAACCUCAUCUACUUCCUGCUCGGCACCUCGCGCCACGUCUCUGUGGGCAUCUUCAGCCUGCUGUGCCUCAUGGUGGGGCAGGUGGUGGACCGGGAGCUCCAGCUGGCCGGCUUCGACCCCUCCCAGGACGGCCUGGGGCCUGGGGUCAACAGCAGUGUCCUUAACAGCUCGGCGUCCGUGCUGGGGCAGGACUGUGGGCGGGACUGCCACGCCAUCCGUGUCGCCACCGCCCUCACGCUGGUGGCCGGGGUGUACCAGGUUCUGAUGGGCGUCCUCCGGCUGGGCUUCGUGUCCACCUACCUCUCGCAGCCACUGCUGGACGGCUUUGCCAUGGGGGCCUCCGUGACCAUCCUGACCUCGCAGCUGAGGCACCUGCUGGGCGUGCAGGUCCCUCGGCACCAGGGCCCGGGCAUGGUGCUCAGGACCUGGCUGAGCCUACUGCGCAGCACCGGGCAGGCCAACGUGUGCGACGUGGUCACCAGCGCCGUGUGCCUGGCGGUGCUGCUGGCCGCAAAGGCGCUCUCGGAACGGCUGCGGCACCGGCUGAAGGUGCCGCUGCCCACGGAGCUGCUGGUGAUCGUGGCGGCCACGCUGGUGUCCCACUUCGGCCGGCUCCAUGAGCGCUUCGGCUCCCGGGUGGCUGGCGACAUCCCCACCGGGUUCGUGGCCCCGCGCGUGCCGGACGCCUGGCUGAUGCAGCGCGUGGCCCUGGACGCGGUGCCCCUGGCCCUGGUGAGCUCUGCCUUCUCCCUCUCGCUGGCCGAGAUGUUCGCCCGCAGCCACGGCUACUCCGUCCGCGCCAACCAGGAGCUGCUGGCCGUGGGCUGCUGCAACCUGCUGCCCGCCUUCUUCCACAGCUUCGCCACCAGCGCCGCCCUGGCCAAAACCCUGGUGAAGACGGCCACCGGCUGCCGGACGCAGCUGUCCAGCGUGGUCAGCGCUGCCGUGGUGCUGCUGGUGCUGCUGGCGCUGGCCCCGCUGUUCCGGGACCUGCAGCGCAGCGUGCUGGCCUGCAUCAUCGUGGUCAGCUUGCGGGGCGCCCUGGGCAAGGCGCGGGACCUCCCGCGGCUCUGGCGGCUGAGCCCGGCCGACGCGCUGGUCUGGGUGGCCACCGCGGCCACCUGCGUGCUGGUCACCACCGAGGCCGGGCUGCUGGCCGGAGCGCUGCUGUCCCUGCUCAGCCUGGCAGGCCGGACGCGGCAGCCACGGGCCACGCUGCUGGCCCGCAUCGGCAACUCCGGCUUCUACGAGGACGCCACGGAGUUUGAGGGCCUGGUCCCCGAGCCCGGGGUGCAGGUGUUUCGCUUCGGGGGGCCGCUGUACUACGCCAACAAGGACUUCUUCCUGCGCUCCCUGUACAGCCUCACGGGGCUGGACGCCGGGCGCUGGGCUGCCAGGAGAAAGCAGCGGGGGGCGGGGGCGGACGCGGGGGCGGACGCGGGCGCGGGGCUGGUGCCCCGGCCGGCCGGCUUCCACACCGUGGUCAUCGACUGCGCCCCGCUGCUGUUCCUGGACGCGGCGGGCCUGGCCACGCUGCAGCAGCUGCGCGGGGACUACGGGGCCCUGGGCGUGGCCCUGCUGCUGGCCUGCUGCAGCCCCCCGGUGAGGGAGACCCUGAGGAGGGGCGGCUUCCUCGGGGAGGCGGCCGAGGACGAGCAGCUGUUCCACAGCGUGCACGGCGCCGUGCAGGCCGCCCUCGCCCGCCACUGCCCCCAGGAGGCCAGCUGCAGCGUCUAGCGGGCGGCCCCUCCCUGUGAGCCCCGCAGGGGAAGGGGCUCCGGUCACGAGCGCGCACACACACGAGGGCAGCUGUCCCGGGCCGGCAGCGGCCCCCACCAAGCGGCCCAGGGCAGUCUCCGGGUCACCCGAGUGCUCCCACACCUGUGCCUCACCCCUGCUGGAGCUCGCAAGGCCAGGGCCAGCAGCCACCAGCCCAGCUGGGCCUCCAAGGUGUCCUCGGGCAGAGGCAGCCCCGGCACAGCCAGCGGCGCCCAGAGACCCCUCCCCGCCGGCACACACCCACCUGGCUGUGACGAGCUCCAGCAGCCAGUGGGUCCGCACCUGCUGGAUGCCACCAUGCGGGACGGCGCCCACGUAGGCCAGGUUGAGCUGCUGGUCCCAGCUGAGGUCGUAGCGGGCGGCCUGGCUGUGCGGCAGUGGGGGGCUGGGGCAGACCGGGGCUGUGUGAGGCCGGGCCCUGCCUGCGGCUCGGGGACAAUAAAGCGACCCCGAGGCCAGGA